GAUAGACUGGAGGGGAGGGGGAAGGAGGAGGAUCAGGGUAUGACUUUGUUUUAUUUAGGACCCCGGGGAAAGCAGCCGAGUGUGGCUGGGAGGCGAUAGUGCUCUAUGUAUAUACAGGGGAGCGCAGCACCACCUACAUACUGGCCCAUUAAACCUGCUGCUCACCUCAUCAUAGGGAUCGUACGGACAGCGCAGGGCUGGGAUACAGAGGCGCACACACAGCGCAGGGCUGGGAUACAGAGGCGCACACACAGCGCAGGGCUGGGAUACAGAGGCGCACACACAGCGCAGGGCUGGGAUACAGAGGCGCACACACAGCGCAGGGCUGGGACACAGAGGCGCACACACAGCGCAGGGCUGGGAUACAGAGGCGCACAUACACCGCUGGGUAGCAAUAGCCAGAGGCGCACAUAGUGGUGGGUAGCAAUAGCGAGAGUCGCACAUACUGCGCUGGGUAGCAAUAGCGAGAGGCGCACAUAGCGGUGGGUACCAAUAGCGAUAGGCGCACACACAGCGCUGGGUAGCAUUAGCGAUAGGCGCACACACAGCGCUGCGUAGCAAUAGCGAGAGGCGCAGAUAGCAAUGGGAUGCGCAAAGCGCACGGACAGUGCAGAAGAGUGAGAGGUGCACUGAGAGCGCAGGGCUGGAGCAGAUAACGCUGCGAAUCGCACAGAACUGAAGUUGAGUGCGGGGCAGUAACGGUGAGGGCUGGGGCAGAGAUAAACGCAGACAGGGUUCAGCGCUCAUGUACUAAGAGUACAACUGGAUGGUGACAGGUUGUGCAAAGAUUAAAUAGACUGAAAGAGCCGCACAGCGAGAGACGCACAGACAAGUACACUAGUGCGAUUCCCUUGCACAGACCAUCACCUGCGACUUGCUGAAUCCCCAUGGACUUCUCCCCUGGCUGUGACUCGCUGCCGCCUCUUUCCCACUGAUGGAAAAGUCCCAGGACCCCUGUGUGAUGGUUAAACCCCCCCAGUCGCCAAUGGAGCCCUCAGCCCAGCAGCCCUCUGCCCGGGACCUGCAGUGAGGGUGCCCAGACACUUGCCCAGACACUUGCCCAGACAGCACCGGGUCAGCCUGGGAAACCCACCGACUGAUCAAUCCCUGCGGAUUAUUGGAACAAUCACUUCUCAAGGCUGCUGUGCUUAGGUGCAUUGGGACCCCGCAGCACCUGGAACGCCUGCCAGAGGAGCUGCUGUCUGACCCCCCCCAGGAAGGAUACCUUCUAUUUUCUCUUAUUAUUUCUCUGCCUUCACCUAAACUUGGUGAUACUGAGGCUGCCCAAAUGCAGUUUCAACUCUUUUCAUUCGUCCUGAUCAUCCUGAACUGUGUGGAUUACAGUCACUGCCAAGCCAACCGCUGGAGACGGAGCAAGAGAGCCAGCUAUGGGACCAACCCGAUAUGCAAAGGUUGCCUGUCCUGCUCGAAAGAUAAUGGCUGCCUCCGCUGCCAGCCAAAACUGUUUUUCUAUCUGCGAAGAGAAGGUAUGAGGCAGUAUGGAGAGUGUCUGCAGUCCUGCCCUCCUGGAUACUAUGGAGUCAGAGGACCGGAUAUGAACAGGUGUUCCAGAUGCAGAAUCGAAAAUUGUGACUCUUGUUUUAGCCGAGAUUUUUGCAUAAAGUGCAAAUCUGGCUUUUACUCCCACAAGGGCCAAUGCUUUGAAGAAUGCCCAGAAGGAUUUGCCCCAUUGGAUGACACCAUGGUGUGCGUGGAUGGCUGUGAAGUGGGGCCAUGGAGCGAAUGGGGCACGUGCAGCCGAAAUAACAGAACGUGUGGCUUCAAAUGGGGCCUGGAGACCAGAACGCGACAAAUUGUGAAGAAGCCAGCAAAAGACACCAUCCCCUGUCCAACUAUUGCUGAAUCCAGAAGGUGUAAGAUGGCAAUGAGGCACUGCCCAGGAGGAACAAGAACCACAAAGAAGAAGGACAAGAAGAACAAGAAGAAGAAAAAGAAGUUACUGGAGAGGGCCCAGGAACAGCACAGCGUUGUCCUUGCUACAGACCGGUCCAGCCAAUAAAGAGACAAUUCCUUAAUUAACUUUUUUUUUUUUUUUUUGCUAAGUGCACAAUGGCUGCUACAUGCUCUUGCACACUAAUGAACUGCGGAACCGCUGCUUUAACAGUAUUGGUUGCAAAUAACAUGUGAACCGAUUCACAAAGUUGUUUGUGUUAUUUAUACUUUUUUAAAAAAAAAUGUUUUUUCCUCAAUCCGGAACUUCCAAAAAGGAGUGAGCGCUGAGUUGAAUCAGUGUUGUAGUUGGGACAAAGAAUUUUUUUUUAUUUUAUUUUUAAUUAUUUUUUUGGUUUUUAAUGUAGUGCCUGUGACGGGCACUGGCAGAAUUUUGGAAGAGGAAUUGUUGUAGAAUUGCAGAAACGCUCUACAACUACUCGGACUUGUGUGUAUUUCUGUGAAAGGAAAAUAGAACAGAAUAAAGAAGCCCAUUGGAGGGAGCGAUCCAAUAUUGUUUUUUUUCUCGUUUUACAUACUGUACAUUUCACAAUUGUACAUGAAAUAUUUGUUUAGGUGAUGUUUGUUCCCAGCGCCUAUUUUAUUAAAACAGUUGUAUAAUGAAACUGUUUAAGCUAAUAUACUGUACUACAGAGGUAACUGCAUAUUGUCCCAUGUAGCCUAUCGGUUAUUUGUACAUAGUGCUGAGAAGCUACACAUAAUAAACUUAUUUACUGUGUAA
Xenopus tropicalis (tropical clawed frog) is the source of this 2692-nucleotide messenger RNA. It is a transcript of the gene rspo2, whose product is annotated as R-spondin 2. The record is from RefSeq and is a predicted model, not a curated record. Gene Ontology annotation, cellular component: extracellular region; lysosome. The transcript is spliced from 6 exons. Gene Ontology annotation, biological process: dorsal/ventral axis specification; BMP signaling pathway. NCBI's taxonomy places the organism in Eukaryota, Metazoa, Chordata, Amphibia, Anura, Pipidae. Bases 1289 to 2020 code for a protein of 243 amino acids.